CCGAGGAGCUGCUGCUGCAUCUUGGAAGGACUCUCUGGUUUUUAGGCAUACUAAGGAAACCGCAAAUGAGCGUCCAGCUGUCUCUCCCUCCUCCGCGCAGAAGAUGAACCAACCGUUUUCCGUUGCUCUCCGUCCGUUGACUUUAGGACGUUUAGCCGGCUAACUAGCUGAGAAGAGUUACUAAAUCGGAUUAUCUGAUAACGACAGCCUCCCUCUUUGCUCACAGCGAGGUAUUAUUAGCUGGAAACACAGAAAACGUCGCCUUUUUAAUUUUUGUAAUACCUUUCUUUAUUUGUGUCUACUGUAAUUAGCGGUGGAUGUUGCUGUGGGCUAAGCUAGGUUAUUAGCCUGUUUAAACCGCAGUGUUGUGCUUGUUGGAAACAGUAGUUGCUCUGUCAGACAGGUGAUGUGUUAGCCUGUGGCAGAUUGUCUUUUUUAUUCACAUACUUAUUUAUAUAUAUAUAUUAGCUCUUGAGAAGAAGCAGAAGAUGUCAGGAAAGGAUAAAGACAAAGACAAACAGGAGAAACAGUCCACCACGGAGCGCCUGGUGAAAGCGGUGCCGUACCCGCCGCAGCAGAAGCUGACGGUAAAAGAGCUUUUUGUAGACGGGAAGCCCAACCCGGAGGUGCUGAGAACCCACCUGGUGAAGGAGGGCCGGGUGGAGGAGGAGGUGGCUCUGAAGAUCAUCAACGACGGCGCCAACAUCCUCCGCCAGGAGAAGUGCAUGCUGGAGGUGGACGCGCCCAUCACAGUAUGUGGGGAUGUCCACGGACAGUUCUUUGACCUCAUGAAGCUGUUUGAAGUGGGGGGGUCUCCCAGUAACACACGGUAUCUCUUCCUCGGGGACUACGUGGACCGAGGGUACUUCAGUAUCGAGUGUGUUCUCUACCUCUGGUCGCUGAAGAUCAACCACCCCACCACACUCUUCCUCCUGCGGGGGAACCACGAGUGCCGACACCUCACCGAGUACUUCACCUUCAAACAGGAAUGUAAAAUAAAGUACUCUGAGCGGGUGUAUGACGCCUGCAUGGACGCCUUUGACUGCCUGCCUCUCGCCGCGCUGCUCAACCAGCAGUUCCUGUGUGUGCACGGCGGGCUCUCUCCAGAAAUCAACUGCCUAGACGACAUACGGAAAUUGGACCGGUUUAAAGAGCCUCCAGCGUUCGGUCCGAUGUGCGACCUGAUCUGGGCCGACCCCGGCGAGGACUACGGCAGCGAGAAGACGACGGAACACUUCAGCCAUAACUCGGUCCGAGGCUGCUCCUACUUCUUCAGCUACACAGCGGUCUGCGACUUCUUGGUAAAUAACAACCUGCUGUCUGUAAUCAGGGCCCAUGAAGCACAGGAUGCAGGGUAUCGGAUGUACAGAAAGAGCCAGACCACCGGCUUCCCGUCGUUAAUCACAAUCUUCUCCGCUCCAAAUUACCUCGACGUCUACAACAACAAAGCGGCUGUAUUAAAAUACGAGAACAACGUGAUGAAUAUCCGACAGUUCAACUGCUCCCCCCACCCCUACUGGCUGCCCAACUUCAUGGACGUCUUCACGUGGUCUUUGCCUUUUGUGGGAGAGAAAGUGACGGAGAUGCUGGUGAACGUGCUGAACAUCUGCUCUGACGAUGAGCUCAUGUCGGAGGGAGACGACCUCUAUGAAGGUGGGACGUCAGCGAUGCGUAAGGAGGUGAUCAGGAAUAAGAUCCGCGCCGUGGGGAAGAUGGCUCGAGUCUUCUCCGUGCUCAGGGAGGAGAGUGAGAACGUGUUGACGCUGAAAGGCCUCACCCCGACUGGGACUCUUCCUGUGGGGGUGUUGUCGGGGGGUAAGCAGACCCUACAGACUGCUACCAUUGAGGCAGCUAAAGCACAAGCCAUUCAAGGUUUCUCCCCCACGAGGAAGAUCCGAAACUUCGAGGAGGCUCGUGGCCUGGACCGGAUAAACGAGAGGAUGCCGCCGCGCAAAGACGGCAAGCAGUCCGACGGCACCAUCAACACCAACAAGAACGGCACUGACGGAUAGGGAACAGAAACACCACCCUCCCCCAUUUUACCUCCCCCUCACGUCCCUAUCCUCCCCCCUCCGUCUCCUCUACUGCCUCUCGCUCCUCUUCAUCGGGGAGGGACGCGGACUCAUGGGUAGAUAAAACGCAGGCGUCAGCGCUGAGAAACAAACGUGUUAUCUAAAGGGGGGGGUUAUUUAUUAAAGGUGAAAUGUUUAGAUUUAAUAGCAACAUUUUGAGGUUAACGUAUCUGAAGACGGAGCCUCUGUUAUCCAGGAGCUCUAGUUACCUUUAAACACAACUGUUCUCCGUCAGUGUUUCCUUAUCCUCUCCGACGACUCGUUUCCAUCAGGAGAAACACGCUGCCGUUCCAGAGAGGCCGAUACUGACACAUCUGCAGCAGCUCUUCAACACCUGCAGCAUCUAGAGAACAUUCAGCAGAGGAAACAUGAGCAGUUUACUGAAAGCUGCAGAAACCAAACGCUGCAAGAAGCUCCAAACACUCUUUAGUGUCCCCUGGUCUCCAGCUGUGUGCGUCUCUCUUUAGUGUCCCCUGGUCUCCAGCUGUGUGCGUCUCUCUUUAGUGUCCCCUGGUCUCCAGCUGUGUGCGUCUCUCUUUAGUGUCCCCUGGUCUCCAGCUGUGUCCGUCUCUCUUUAGUGUCCCCUGGUCUCCAGCUGUGUGCGUCUCUCUUUAUUGUCCCCUGGUCUCCAGCUGUGUGCGUCUCUCUUUAGUGUCCCCUGGUCUCCAGCUGUGUCCGUCUCUCUUUAGGGUCCCCUGGUCUCCAGCUGUGUGCGUCUCUCUUUAUUGUCCCCUGGUCUCCAGCUGUGUGCGUCUCUCUUUAGUGUCCCCUGGUCUCCAGCUGUGUGCGUCUCUCUUUAGUGUCCCCUGGUCUCCAGCUGUGUGCGUCUCUCUUUAGUGUCCCCUGGUCUCCGUUGUGUUGGAGCUUCUUGCAGCGUUUGGUUUCUGCAGCUUUUAGUAAACUGCUCAUGUCUCCUCUGCUGAAUGUUCUCUAGAUGCUGCAUGUGUUGAAGAGCUGCUGCAGAUGUCUCUGAGUUCUGAUUUGUGUUUCUGUAUCUGCGUCCUCUCUGAAGCUGCAGUUCCUCCUGAUGGAAAUGUUGCUCACCAUAUAUUUUGUUUGAAGGAUAAAUUAUGUUUGUGUUAAGAGGUGAAACAAAGAAAAAGGGAAGUUAACUUUAUCCGAACAAUUAUCUAAAGGAUCGUUUUAUACUUGAAGCACAGAUUUAAUGAAGACUUGUUUGUAUAAAAAUGUCCACAAACUUUGAAGGAUCCCCAAAGAUGCUGAGUGCAUUUCUGUUCAGUAUUCAGAUCAUAACUUACCAACACUUUGUUCCUGUGCUCACUGAAGGCUGAAUGAAGCUCUGUGUUCAGAGGAUGGAAACUAGGAUCAACCAAAAAAAAAAGGGAAUUACAGAACAGCAAGUCUUACUGUCAACACCACCAGACCUGCCAAUACUCCCCCCCCCCCCCUUCUAGUUCUUACCUUAAUACAGUGGUACAGGUCAUAUUUCUGUGUCGGACCCUGAAGGCAGCAUCUCCCUGGUCCAAUGGGAUCUCCACAUAUUAAACCACUUUAUGAUUUCUGAAGUAAGAAGCUAAUGUUGGGCUACAAAGGAACUACAGCACGGUCACAUGACUUCAGGUCUCCACCGCUAAGCUAAAGGAGGCUAAUGUUGGGCGUGAUGACGUUUAGUCGUCUCCUUUUAGACACUUUUUAGCAACAAAACAUUGAAUCUCUUCAGCUUGUGUUAACCACAGAGUUUAUUUCAGGCUAAUAACCAAAAGCACAUUCAGAGAACCAUUGAAUUCCAGAUCAGGGGACAGGAAGUGCUAAAAUGCUGACUAAUUUCCAGGUUUUUAGGACUCUUUCCUGCACCACUCUUCUCCUCCUUCAGAUAUCAGAGGAACGUGACACAGACUGAUCCUCACUACUUCUUGACAAACAUCAGUUUUCAUAACAUUUUGCCUCUGUGUUUGAACGUCAAAUGCUUAAAAACGUGGUGUUAUUUUGAGGCGUCAGUGUCUCCAUCCACUGCUGAUUAUACAGAAUGUUUUACAGUGAGGGGAAACACAACGGACUGAGUCACCCCCCCCCCACUGAUGAUACUAUAAGAGGUACUGUAAUCAUCUCAAACAUGGCUGACUCAUGCAUACAGUAUAUCAUUUGUAUUAUUUUUACAUACAAAGAGCUUGCAGGCGUGUAAAUGCUUCCACCUCCGCUCCCGACCCUUUAAGACGUGCUUUUUAAGAACUUUUGAAAACAAACACACAACUCCACCGGUGCUUCGACACACCUGACUGUAGCUCUGCAGAGGGAGCUGGGAAACCUUUAAGAUUUGCUAUUCUCUUGUGAAUUUCCCCUUUUUUUACGUCACAAAACGAGGCGUUAGCGCUCAUGUGCCAUUGCCACCUUGGCCACACACCUCAACAUCUGCGUGUGUGUUUGUGUGUGUGUGUGUGUGUGUGUGUGUGUGUGAGAGAGAGAGGCGGUCCAUCGCGCACCAUUACAGAUUCAAUGUCAUGUAAUGUUAUCUUUAAGGUUUAAACUAUUGUCGUUCUGUUCAGUAGACUUCUGGCAUGUCCCUGAAGAUGGAGUGCUGGAGAUGGUUGUUGACACUGGGUAUUCUUUCAAAAGUGGAACUAGAGGGACUAGAAUUGGCCAAAUCUGAGCACCCCCGUCACCUGGUUUGGACGAAACCCCGGUAAUAGCCUGGUUUAGUGUCCCAAAUGCUUUCUAAUAAGCCCCACAUUUUUAACAUGUUGAAAAUGACACUGGAUAAGUUCCUUAAUGGACUUCCUGGACUUCCUCAACAUUUGAUUCAAUACCAAUCACCAAAAUUGAUCCAGUGGUAAAAAAUACUGAUUCCAAGGCUGGAAAUGACGGCCAUCUUGGAAAAACGGUCCCAAUCAAGUGGCUUUUUUAAAAUGAAUGGCCAUGAAAAUCUUUCUGUACCACUUCUGGAAGAUGACAGCGAUCUGCAGCACGACGCGUUUGGUUUACAUUCAUAACUGUGACGUUGAGACUUGUUUUUGAAGGCUUUAUUGGGUGAGCCGCACCGUAUACUGACCUCCUGUUAGGUCCUAUACAUAUCUCGCAGAAUGUACAAACCAUAUUGUUCUUUAAAUAUCUUCUAAUAGCUGUAAAAACUGUACCGUAUUUGUCAUGCGAGGCCAUGAAAUCUUUUAGAUGUACCACUUGAAAGAAAAUAAUAAAAUUCAAACACAGUGUUUUA
Messenger RNA from Eleginops maclovinus (Patagonian blennie), 5244 nucleotides. It is a transcript of the gene ppp3cca, whose product is annotated as protein phosphatase 3, catalytic subunit, gamma isozyme, a. Lineage: Eukaryota; Metazoa; Chordata; Actinopteri; Perciformes; Eleginopidae. Gene Ontology annotation, molecular function: calmodulin-dependent protein phosphatase activity; calmodulin binding. The coding region runs from base 489 to 2012 and encodes 507 amino acids. Gene Ontology annotation, cellular component: calcineurin complex; cytoplasm. Gene Ontology annotation, biological process: calcineurin-mediated signaling. The record is from RefSeq and is a predicted model, not a curated record. The transcript has 14 exons.